CAAAUUAACUCUUCGGAUUUUACAUCGGAAAUCUCGUUGUUUGGAAUGCCACGUGGUAGAGGAAGACCAGUUAGGGCUUCAAGGCCAGUAAAUACUGCAAACCAGCCUAAUAAUGUACAGACCAGGGGUCGGAAAAGGCAGGCAGAGGAGGACGGUGACUCCCUAGCAGAAGACACGUCUUUACAGUCCAACGCAGAUGUCUGGGUGUUAGGCGAUUCGUUGCCGUAUUGGGCCGGGGUUCACGCAUCUGACACUUUCAAGAGCAAUUUAAAGAUCGACGGUGUGUCCAUUGCAUGGUGGGGAAAAAGAGGCCUUGGUUGGUCGGGAUUGAGGAGUCACAUUGAAUUGCAGGUUCUAUUUUCUCAGCCACCUAAAAUGGUAAUUAUUAACUUGGGGGGAAACGACUUGCAAUCGUUUAAAACACCCGACAUUAGAAAUCUCAUAAAACAGGAAAUCGACUAUUUACGUGAUGCCUUUCCUGACACCCUUCUUGUGUGGAUGGAUAUCCUCCCACGAACUUGGCCGGAAAAUGAAAACAAGCCCUUAAACUUAAAGAGAAAGCGUUUAAAUAGAUUAGGUCGAAGAAUUGUCAUGGAGUCUGGGAAGGGGGCGAUUAUUACCACUGAGAUUAAUGACGCCUGUUUCUUCCGCCCUGAUGGUAUCCAUUUAAACAUUGUGGGCUUGGAGUUUUAUUUAGACUAUUUGAAAGAUGCAAUUGUUGAAAAUUUAUUAAAUUAAGUGUUCAUCGCUAUUUUUUUUGGAGGAUAAAUUUUUUGUGUCAAAAUUUACUGUGGCGGGAAAAAAAUUAUGUCGAUCGGGAGGCGGCCGUCUGGUUAACAAUCUUGUCUACGGUCUUAACUAUUACCGUGUAUUUAAUCAGCGUUAAUAUUAUAAAUUUAUAUCUUUGGCGUUUAAACUUCUAAAUUGUUUGUGUCUGGUAAAGUAGGUCAGUGUAUGUGUCGGUAUUAAGUGUGACACAGUGUAUGUGUCGGAUAAAGUAUGACACAGUGUAUGUGUCGGUAUAAAGUGUGACACAGUGUAUGUGUCGGUAUAAUGUGUGACACAAGUGUUUUGUGUCAGGUAACCAGAUAUUGCUCUAGUGCUUUGGUAAUAUCUGUGUGUUUGUAAUCGGUAUUCGUACUUCAGGCUCCGUUAUGCUUCUGGUAGUUUUCAUUAUUUUACGGUUAUCGGUAGGAUAAUGGAAGGUAUCAGUGGUUGUCAGCUGGUCCGUGUUGAUGUACUAUUAUUUUGGCUCCGUGGCUUUGCCGGUACCCGAUAUUAUUAUAUGGUUAUCCGUACGAUAAUGGAAGGUGUCGGUCUUUGUCAAUUAGUUCGUAUUGGUAUAUCAAUAAGACACUGGUAAACAUAAGUGACUAGUAUUCUGUUAAUGUUUGGCAAUCUGUUGGUCAAUUAAUAUGACUAACAUUUUCGUUCUAGCCUCCUUCCGGUCGGCAUACGUUUUUUCCCAAACUAAAACCACGUUGGUUAUCCACGUUGUUUUUCUCGAGUGGCCAUAAUUUCCCAAAACAUAAAUACAAACUUGAAUUUAUUUUCUUAAUAGUAAACAUUUUAUAAAUGUA
Messenger RNA from Ruditapes philippinarum (Manila clam), 1580 nucleotides. RefSeq lists its product as uncharacterized. The record is from RefSeq and is a predicted model, not a curated record. NCBI's taxonomy places the organism in Eukaryota, Metazoa, Mollusca, Bivalvia, Venerida, Veneridae. Bases 46 to 738 code for a protein of 230 amino acids. The transcript is spliced from 2 exons.